CGUUGCUGAGGCGGGUGGCGCGGCGUGACCCCGGGGCCUUCGCUGCAGCCGCCGGUCUUGGCGGGGAGCGGCGGCGCCGUUUAACCGGAGGGUAGGGGCCCGCGCCGAGGGCGGCGUGAUGCACACUCGAGCGCUACACCAGCUCGCUCGGGGCGCUGGCUGCCCCAGCUGUGGGGCUCUGCGCUCCCUGGUCGCUGGGGCAGGGUGGAGGCCCGAAGGCCUCGGCAUGAGUGUGGUGGCACCAGGCGUCUCCGAGGUGAUGCGGGGACUGUACCGGGACGGUGCUGUGAUGAACACUGACUGCUGCAUAGUGGGAACCUUGGGAACCCUGCAUUCUCACCUGCUGCUGGACUAUAAGGGUUCUAGCAUUGUUUUUUAUUUCUAGCGAUUUGGAAAAAAAGGGGGUUUUAUUUGAACCUGCACUUGGACCGGGAGCCAUGUGGUCAGCUGAUGAAAUUGCUGAGCUAUGUUACCUGCAUUAUAGGACCAGACUCCCUAAGCAGGGGAAACCAGAUCCAAACAGGGAGUGGACUUUGCUGGCAGCUGUUGUCAAAGUGGAGUCUGCAACCCAAAGAGAGGUUCUUGAUAGUCCAGGGAAUCUGCAGGUAAUGAAGGAAGUUGUUGCUAUGGGAACUGGAACAAAAUGUAUUGGCCAAAACAAAAUGAGAAAAACUGGAGACAUUCUGAAUGACAGUCAUGCUGAAAUUGUGGCCAAGAGGAGCUUCCAGAGGUAUCUUCUCCAUCAGAUGUGGUUGGCAGCUUCUCAUCAGCAAUGCAGUAUCUUUAUUCCGGGAACCGAAACUGGGAAAUGGAAACUCAAACCAAAUAUCAUAUUUGUUUUCUUCUCCAGUCAUACCCCAUGUGGAGAUGCUUCUAUUAUUCCAAUUAGUGAACCAGAGAACCACCCUUCCAAGGCAGUGACUGGAGGUGAUGCAGCUGGACAAUCAGCAGAGUGUAAAAGUAACCAUGAUCAUUUGGGUCUAGAAGAUAAAAGGAAAUCGGAGAAAAUGGCAAGUAAUCAUAUAAUCAAGAGAAUGAAAACUGAUGAUGAUGGCUAUUCUUCUGUAAUCACCGAAGACCUGGCUGUUCAGCAAGUAUCUGUGAAACAAGAUGACACAAAUCCAAAGAGCUGUGAAUGUUCUGGAGAAAUGCAAACAGCUAAUAAAGAGACUGGCUUAGGGAGACCGAAGGUAGUAGAUGUUUAUAGAACUGGAGCAAAAUGUGUACCUGGAGUGCUGAGUGAUGCCCGACUACCUGGGCUAGGGUAUCACUGUGUGGGAUUAUUACGAGUGAAGCCAGGUCGUGGGGACAGAACAUGCUCUAUGUCCUGCAGUGAUAAACUGGCUCGCUGGAAUGUGUUAGGGUGUCAAGGAGCUCUUCUGAUGCAUUUCCUGCAGUAUCCGGUGUAUCUGUCAGCAAUUAUAGUGGGGAAGUGUCCAUAUAGCCAAGAAGCUAUGCGGAGAGCAAUUAUUGAAAGGUGUCAGCACAUCUCAGUUUUACCAGAUGGUUUUCUCACUCAGGAGGUUAAGCUGCUGCAAUCAGAUCUUCGAUUUGAACAUAGCCGUCAGGCAAUUCAGGAAGUUCAAACGAACAGCAAAACAAAACUUGUUCCUUGUAGUGCAGCUAUCAGUUGGAGUGCAGUCCCUGAGCAACCUCUGGAUGUCACCUCAGAUGGCUUCCGGCAGGGAACAACAAAGAAGGGGAUUGGGAGCCAUCGGAGCAGAUCCAAGAUCUGUAAAGUGGAACUCUUCCGUAUGUUCCAAAAGCUGGUGACAAGUAUUUCACUAGAGGAUCUACCAGACACUCUCCGGGUGAAGACUCUAGAAACCUACUGGGACUACAAAGAAGCUGCAUUAAAUUAUCAAGAAGCCUGGAAAGUGCUGCGUAGCCAAGCCCUGCUGGGUUGGGUCAAGAAUGCCAAGGAAUACCUGCACUUCACAUGAGAAUCCAUGCGGCUAUGUAAAAUCAGCAAUAAGCCCCAGUGCACAGCAGAUACCUCUGCAGUUCAAGGGCCAGGAAAAGAUAUCCUCUGAUUCCUGUGCUGUAUAGAGACAGGAGUGAAAAGGAAAGCAAUUUAGAGAAGUCUUUAUUUUGGUUGAAUCGAAGCCCCCUUUUUAUUGAAAUAUAGAAAAGGAUCAUUGCAGACUUAAAGUUCUGAGCUGCAUGAAACAAUAUGCCUCCAAAAGAAAGGAAGCAGUGAUGUGCUGAGGAUAUGAUUUAUCAGCCAUAGUCCAUUGCGAUGGAAGUAAUGUCAACUGAAAUUGAAGCGGUGCUGUGGAAGAAAGGCUGUCACUGUAAAAUUUUAGUGCUGCUUUUUUCUUCCAUUCUUCAUAAUGUUAUGGUUGGUUUUGUGUUGCUGGGACAACCCUAAUGUAUAGCAAGUAAUAUUUUUAGAACUCUUGGCUCUCCUCGUCCGGUGCCUGGAAGAAUUUUCCGUGUCCCCCAGCCCCGUUGCUUCUAACUGGAAAUACUAGUUCUGCUAAAGGGUCUUUUUUCUGGGAGUCCUUCAUAUAAGCUUCUAUUUACUAAAUAGAAGCCAAAGCAGAAGCAAAAGAAUCCAGGGGAGAGGGCUGUGUCAAAUAAUACCACUUACGAUAUCCCGUGCGUAUCUCUUAAUUUCAGGACUUUGCCAGAUACCCCUUCAACUGCUUUGCUUCUGUGGGCAGGAAGCAAACCUCCUGAAUUACCUGGUUCAAACCCGUCGAUUCUGUGUAAUUCCAGGGAAACAUUUACCUAUUUUUCAGUGUUUCAAGCACUGUCCAUAUCCUUUCCCACCUUGUGAUACAUGGUUAAUUAAAAGCAGGGAUGCCUUAGCCGUUUAUGUCACUGUUUCCUGGCAAGUGUUCCAUUAAUAGCCUGGCAAAGGUGGAGAUGCUUUGGGGGGGACUGGAAGCAGUCUCUGGCAGUCUUUGCCUUUAUGCUUUAUUACCAGAUAACUCCUGCAUGACAAAACAGUCAACAUCACGAGCUGGGGGGAAGCAGCAGGUAAUCCUCCUUAAACUUUCUGUCCCAAUUAUUGCCUUUUGUGAGCAAGUUCAGGACUGUGUAACUGCUACUGAGCACGCUCCCCUUUUGUACUUUUUCCAUUGUAAACGACAAUUCAUAAAAUAUUUGGACAACGCAAUGGCAGGAUGAAAGAAGUGCAUAAUUUAGAACUUGAGAAUUCUUUGGUGAUUUGACUUUUCUGUUCUUUGGUAUCUUAGUAUAGUUUUGGAUUUGAAAAAUGGGCACAGCAGUUCUCCAAACAGCCUUUACAGUCAACCCACUGAGCUGCACAGGGGACUGAACAGUACAUACCACAUUGCAGUCUGAGAAUUGAUUACAGCAAAUCCUUUUACUUCACACUUGGGUUGACUUGUCGAAUAAGAAUAGUUCUCUCUUACUUGUUGAAGAAAUAACAAAAACCUUGAAUUCUGUGUGUAUAAGCCUGUCCUCUCAAAUCCAGCACUAACACGCAGAAAAAAUAGUUGCAUUGGUGAGGGGGGAAUGUGUUUUUUAGAGGGCAGGGGAUUAUGGAGAACGGUGACUUGCAUUAGUCAUCAGAGGAUGAAAAAUGGCCAGAUGCCAUUGCAGAUGGGCUACAGGGUGAACUGCUGAAGAGAAAUGGUCGCAGUUACUGUAAUUGCGCAAAUAGCAUUCUAAGGGCAGAGUCCUGCAGCGUACCUAGAGAGAUAACCAGUACAUUUCCAGGCUCCUGAAAUUUACCUUUGUCCUUCCCUGAAAUCUUGCAGAAACUAUACCUUAACAUACCUAUUUUCCCUUUGUUAAUCAACAAGGUCUGUAAUGAACCUGCUGACCAGACUGGAAUGUUCCCAUUUCCUAUCCAGCUGCAAUGUUAAAACAGGUUACAUAAGGCUAGUUGUUCUGUAAUCUUGGCAUCAGAGUAGUUUUCAGAUAAGCAGUUAAAUAAUGUAAAUUCUUUUAACUCUUUCCUAAAACUUGAGCCUGGCUGUUAGGAGAGACUGUUCCUGGUAAGAUUUUCCUGUGCAUUUGUAGAAUAUUUGUGAGCUGUAGACUGCUGCUGUCUGCCACGUGUCAGGUUUAAAAGAGUUUUAGAGGUGCUGAACACUGAUACUGACCUCACUUUUUGGAUGGAGUUGAGGAUGUAUUUAAGCCUAGAGUGAGUCAAUGAAUAUGCAGAGUGGGAAGGAGCUAAAGCAAAGCAGCAUUUAAAAGGCUGAGGGGCUAAGCCUGCAGGAUCUUAUACUUAACUGGAUGGCAUUUCUGGGAUUGAAAUUAAGUAUUUAAAUGCUGCAUCUGCUUAAUUCCAAGAUGUCAGGAAAUGCUCUAGGCAGUACCGAGAAACCACUCUAAAAAUCAGAAGGGAAAAAUGCAGAGAGAAGAGAUAACACAGUUUCUGCUUUUGGAAGAGGUGGCAAACCAAACUUUCAUCAUUGUCAGCAGAUCGUUGGAAGAACUGCUCCUGGAAGGUAGCACUUGAUGUGUUCCAAGCUUGUAUCACUCCUUUGCACUGGAAUAGCUGACACACUGAAAAAGAGAGAUAGGCAGGGUGUAGAGAGGACAGUAGAAUGCAGAGACUCUGCCACAGGGGAGCAGAGUUGGGGCGAGGUGAGGUAGAGGGAACGAAGUGCCCGCAGUUCCUGCUUAAUGAGGACAACCAAACAAUUGGUAGUGGGAGCAGCAGAGCAUAUGAGGACACAGAGAUUCCCAAGGCAUCUAUAAAAUGCUCUACAGCGCAUAUUUGUAUUACUCAGAUAGGUCCUUGACUUUCCCAAACUAGUAUGGGGACCAAUGGUCCCUGUUUGCCUGAACAAAGAAACUGUAAUCCUUUUGAGUGGGAUGUCUUUAACAGCAUCACUAUUGGAGAAAUCAUUCUGUUUUCAGUCACAAUAAGAAGGCAGAGCAGAAUGCCUGCUUAUCUUUAAGGAAGUCAAAACCAGAGCAUAGAAACAAGUGGUUUUUAUCCAAGUGUAGAAGUAAAAAAUCUGUUUGAGCUGGAGGCUGCGGUUCCCUGAGACAACAUGCUAGCAUCCCACUACCUUUGAAAGAGCAAGGUUUUGAUCUCUGCAGCGUGCUUCUACUGCUCACCUUACAUAGGCUGGAGCACUUACUGAUCUUAGUACAUUCAGAGCAAACUGAAGACUAUUCAAAUCACUGUCUGUGUAGAAAAACAAACCAUGAGCCAAACCAAGGUGUCAGCUUUUCACUAGGAGUUAAAUCAGCUUUGCACUAAGGCCGGUAAGCACUGGAGGAAAGGAGGAGCUAGCGCUGUGCUCCUGAGGGCAGAAGCAGGUGGCUUCCUUUCGCUUGUUACAAGCUAUUAGCUGGUUAUGAAACCACACCUGGAGAAAAUGCUUGAGGUGUGAGUAUGGAAAUGAAGUGUGAGUUACUUCUGGGGAGUUACUGCUGGUAAGGAGGAAAGAAAGGUGGAGUAAAAUUGGGAGCCAGAUGUAGUUCGGGGGCCUAGCAGUUCCUUCUGUCAGAGCAUAACCAUCCAGAGAAUCUGAUAAUGUCAUUAUAAGAGGGUUGCAGCAGUGGUUUACAGGUGGAAGCAAGAUAAUUUUUGAGGAAAGACCACCUAAAUUCAUCUAGUACUGGUUUAGUUAUAUCAGAAAUGACAUUUCAAAUUAGCUUAAAGAUAGGUGAUGCGCAAGUGUUGCUGUAGCAAUAGUGAGGUAUUUCUUUGUUUUCUGUUCAGUGUAUAAAUUGAAAUGCCUUCCCAGUCCUGAAGGGUUAACAGAAAGUCAAGAUCAUAUGGGACCCAAAUGCUUUUAAUAAUUUUACAAGAAUGUAUCUAAAGGGAUGAAUUUCAUCUGUGCAUUUCAAAAGGAAAUCUCUUGAUGUUUUAUUGCCAUUUUAAAUGCAUCUGCAGAUGAAAAGAAAGUUACUGCAGUAGAAAAUUUAUCCUUGCAUUCUCUGGAAUUGUGUUCCUGGGCUCCUAAAUCUAAAACAAUAAUUACAGAGACAUUAAAGAGAAUAGUUAUGUGGGUUUUUUAGAGGCUUAUGAAGGGUAUUACAAAAGUCACCUCGAUCAUAACAUUGGGAAUAAAACUUCAUCUUCCCUUGUUUUGUUUAGAUAUAUCUAUGUGCUAGCAUGUAAUUAGCUUAAGUUAGAUUAAAGUUAGAUUUCUUACUCUUGUUAACAGCUAGCAAAAAAUAUUAUUUGAUAACCAUAGACAAACUGUGAAGUUUCAGCUUAAAGGAAACAGAACGUUUUCCACUAAUAAAAGGUAAUAAAAAAAAUCACAUAUGAAACCACUUCAUUCUGUAUCAAAAAUUCUCUUGAGUAAACAUUACUACUAAAUGCAUGGAAAGGAUGGUGGUGGAAGGAACUCACCAUGGAAGCAAUGAUGGAAUGUUUACUAAAUUAGUGCUGUACAUUGCAGUGCUACUCUGAAUAAUGAAAGGCUUUUACUGAAAUAAACAGCACUUUUUCAGAUGCAGUAAGCACAUGCAGCACUGCUACUGUGAGAAGCCUCAAUAAUCUAUUGUUGAGCUGUGUCAACGUUUCACAGGCUCCUGCCUUCUCAUUUUGGAGUACCUGUGCGUAACUGCAGAGCCAAACAUAAUACUAGGCACGAGGUGACUUCAUGGGAGUUUGAAUUAGUAUGAAUUUAAGCUUGGAGAAUGAUAAAUUUCCAUUGUGACUGGAAACAUUUUAAAAACAAAACUCUUCUGCACCAUGUAGCAUGAAAAUGAAGUAAAACUUUUAUUAGGAAUCUAAACUGUAAUUAGUGCUUCCUUGCUGGCUUACGAAGUUCAAAGCGAUCCUACUUUUCCAAUGCAGUGUUAUCCUUUAAUAUCAAAGCGUGAACUCCAGUACUAUCUAAUUAGGUCGAUUAGGUGGUUUCUCCCUACCAACCCCAUCAUUCAGAGCCACGAGUUUGGCUCUUUGUCUGUAAGUAGAGGCAGCUAUGUAACUAUGCUAAGCCCACUUGGAGAGCAGUUGAGAGCCUCAUGAAUAACAACUCUUUCUUUUUGUGGAAAGGCCUCUUUACUUCUGUGUACAUGCUUUGGCAGUAGUGUUUAUAAACUGGAGGAACUGACCUUGAAAUUCUUUAUCUUGCAUGCAGCAUAUCUAAUUCUAGUUGUCUGCGUCUAGAAUCAGAACAGUUUGGGUUGGAAGGGACCUCUAAAGCUCAUGUAGUUCAAACCCCCUGCAGUGAGCAGGGAUAUCUUCACCUAGAUCAGGUUGCUCCAAGUCCCGUCCAACCUGACCUUGAAUGUUUUCAGGGAUGGGGUACCUACAGCUUCUCUGGGCAACCUGUUCCAGUAUUUCACCACUCUCACUGGUGUAACAACAACAACAACAAAUUCUUCCUUAUCUAGUCUGACUCUACCCUCUUUUAGUUUAAAACCAUUAAAAAGUCUGUCCCCAGCUUUCUUAUAAGCCCCCUUUUAAGUACUGAAAGGCCGCAGUAAAGUUUUCCUGGAGCCUUCUCUUCUCCAGGCUCAACAACCCCAACUCUCUCAGCCUGUCUUCAUAGCAGAGGUGCUCCAGCCCUCUGAUCAUCUUUGUGGCCUCCUCUGGACUUGCUCCAACAGGUUCGUGUCCUCCUUAUGUUGGGGGCCCCAGAGCUGGACACAGUACUCCAAGUGGAGUCUGAUCAGAGGGGAGUAGAGGGGGAAAAUCACCUCCUUCGACCUGCUGGUCACGCUUCUCGUGCUGUAGCCCAGGAUACAUUUGGCUUUCUGGGCUGCAAGUGCACACUGCCAGCUCACGUCGAGCUUUUCAUCCACCGGUACCCACAAGUCUUUCUCUGCAGGGUUCCUCUCAGUUCCUUCAUCCCCCAGUCUGUAUUGAUACCAGAGAUUGCUGCGACUCAGGUGCAGGACCUUCACUUGGCCUUGUUGAAUCUCAUGAGGUUCACAUGGGCCCACUUCUCGAGCUUGGCUAGAUCCCUCUGAAUGGUAUUCAGUCCCUCAGGCGUGUCAGCUGCACCACCGGGCUGUAUACUAAAGCUGUUCUUCCACGUACUUGGUUCUGUAAUAUCCUUACAAUAUCUACAGAAUUUUUACUUGGAAAGGAUGUGUAUAGUUAUAUAACUACCUGUAACAAAACUUUUUUUUUAAGAGCUGCUCAUGCAACUGAACUCCUUACCAAUUAUUUCUCUGUCUGCAAUAAUUCAUGUACAAAUUAUACCUUCCAGUUCUCCAGCUCUCUGGUCUCCUAUUUGCAUCAUUCCUUCUCCUAGGUGCCCUUUCCUUACAUGCUAUGCUUUUGUCACCUAGGUCCUCCUUUCCAAAGCCCAUGCUAUUUACUCCUCCGUUUAUAGCCUGUGGGCAGGCAUAGCUGUUCUCCUGAUGAGAUCGCAUAGCUCUGAAGCUAUUGGUUUUGGAACCUACAGAUAGCUCCUUGUUUCUUCUUUGGAUCAUCAUCCACAUACUAAAGGUUGAGAAGCUGUACAGUGUCUAGUAAAUAAUAUAAGCAGCUAUAUAGUAUCUAGUAAAUGUGAUGUACAACUUUCUGGUCAAAAUUAAAGAAAUGACAGCACUGCCUGUUUGUGACAGGAAU
Molecule: messenger RNA, 8476 nt
Organism: Grus americana (Whooping crane)
Lineage: Eukaryota; Metazoa; Chordata; Aves; Gruiformes; Gruidae
Gene: ADAT1
Product: adenosine deaminase tRNA specific 1
Exons: 10
Coding region: 438-1943 (501 amino acids)
Biological process (GO): RNA processing
Molecular function (GO): RNA binding; adenosine deaminase activity
Source: RefSeq, a predicted model, not a curated record